This is a messenger RNA of Mollisia scopiformis, 1039 nucleotides long. RefSeq lists its product as uncharacterized. Bases 218 to 1039 code for a protein of 273 amino acids. The transcript is spliced from 3 exons. NCBI's taxonomy places the organism in Eukaryota, Fungi, Ascomycota, Leotiomycetes, Helotiales, Mollisiaceae. The record is from RefSeq and is a predicted model, not a curated record.
CUACCUUGUUUUAAAGACUGCAUUCGCGCCAUUGCUGAAUGAGAACUAGGGUUUCCACACGAAAUAUUGAGUGGUAGAGUAGUUGUAACAAUCUCUUUCCUGCUCCUCCCCUCUUGCAUUCUAUUUUCUUAUAUUUCUCCUCCCUCUUUUCCUUCCCCUUUCCGAAUCACAAUCCCACUCUCGCCUCAUCAAAGCUGCUUAGAUUAUCCACGCAGUGAUGCGUCCACAUUUCAAGCCAGUCCAUACUGAGGAACUUUCGGACGACGAUGGAGAAACUGUCUUUAGAAGCAUGGUCGAGAGGUCUUCUAUCGGAUGGCUUACUCCGUCAUUAAUAGCUGCGAGUUUGACAAUUGCCACAGCUUCAGCAAUAGGUCACUAUAGCUUCUUUCAAUACCUCAACAAUGGGCAAGAAACUUCCAGGAUUCCUCAGUCCUGGGUCACGACAGUGUCGACUGCGAUCGUCAAAAUUUUCAGCAUAUGUGUGGGAAUUGCGCUAGAUACCGAAGAUCCAGUGAUAACCCAGACAGUCAUUCUAAAUACACCGAUGGCGUCAUUCACGUAUGAUGCAUCUGGUGUAGAUACUGUAUCCAUUACGCUCGAUGCUGAUAUCCUUCAAUCUUACCUGGAAAACACAAUGAUCUCGAUGCUCACUCUGUCAAACCAAGACGUCUGGACUGAGGUAACGACAGGAGAGUACGUCAAUCGAUACAGCUUCAAAUAUCCGGCAAAAUUAAUCAUCCCAUACGCAACUAUACUCGUUGGGUCAGUUGUUUUCAUCAUUCUUGGUGUCCUUGCAUUGGUACGGAAUGGUGUCUCAGCAAGCAGCGGAGGCUUUACACAGUUGUUAUGCACCACCAAAGGAAGUCAGAUCUUGGACGACAUGACGGUUAACGCUUCUCUGGGCGGCGAUGCUAUUCCCGAUGAGUUGAAGAAUCUGGUUGUGAAGUAUGGAGUAUUGAGAAAUGGGGCUGUUGUGAGGACUGGAUUUGGGGUCCCAAAUGAAGUGCAGGACUUGAUGAGCGGCAAGAACUAUGAGUGA